AGGUUGACUAGAGUGAAUUGAUUCACAGGGAUUAGAGAUUAAGAUUUCCCCUGCCGCUUUGGUGGAGUAAAUCUGGGGAUUAUGAUGUCAACAGCCUGUGGCUGCCAGAGAGGAAAUUGAAUUGUGAGGAAUGCGAGUGCGGAUGGCUACGGAUUACAGCAUAGUCGGUGAGAAGCCGGAGAUGCUAGUCCAUGUCGGUGCCUUUGUCCUGCUCAUUCCAGCCUCCACGGGAAACUCUCUCCGCCUUUGGGAAGCUGGAACUGUUUGCCUCACAAAGAACUGAAUAUUUCUGAUUUGGACGACGGGCUAAGAAGAUUUCUGUUUACGGUAAUCCUGCUCUGGUCUGGACUGUGAGGCAUCAGGUGAUGAGUGUAGCGCCACACGGAUCACGGCGUGACGGGGCCUCCCGCCGCCUUUAGAGGACAGCAUGGAGGAGAACAUCUAGUCGAGUCCGGCCGCCGCUCCCGCCCCCCCGGCUGCUGCCGUCACCUUUGAAGAAGUCUCCAAAAGCAGCAGCAUGAAGGUGAAAUGGAGCCAGAUCGGCCUGGUGUUCUUCCUCGUGGUGUCCCUGGUGAUGACCGGCUGCUUCCUCUGGCAGUACCAGCUGCCAAAGCUUUUGCCCGACGAGGAAACUGGGAGAAAUACAAAAUCAGAAACGAUGUGUCCUCGCUUCCCGGAGCCACUCCCUCUGGAGCAUCCCAUUCCCAGCCUCAAAGAAGCUCUGGAAAAGGUGGACAUUUUGCUUCGACAAACUAUGAACCCCAUCAGCCUCCCUGCUCUGUCUGCCAUCGUGAUCCUGAACGACACGGUCUUAUGGACGGGAAACUUUGGAAAGAGGAAUGCCAGUGACCCUCUAUCAGGACCCCCCAAUGAGUACACAAUCUACCGGAUCGCCAGCUUGUCCAAGAUUUUCCCAACACUGAUGCUGUACAGACUGUGGGAGGACGGGAAAAUCGGCUCCUUAGACGACCCUCUGGAAAAAUAUGUGGAGAACUUUACCAUCAAAAACCCGCUGGGGAAGACGCGCGACUCUGAGCUGAAGUACGUGACGGAUGGCCUGAUCUUCCUGGACAGCGGCGAGGUUCCCAUCCGAUCAUCUUCAGUCACGCUGCGCAGGAUGGCCAGCCAGCUCUCAGGUUUACCCAGAAGGCUCCGGGGCACCAAUCUGCUGUGGAAAGGAAAAACACAAUCUGCAAUAAACCUGCUGCAGGAUGACGUUCUGGUUGCUGAUCCAGGAACAAAGUGUCACUACAGUAACCUGGCUUUCUCUCUGAUGGCUCACGUCCUGGCGGAGCGGGUGGCUGGCGUUGACUACCAGCGAUGGGUCACAGAGAACAUCUUGGAUCGGCUGGGUAUGGAGGACACUGGCUUUGACCUGACCCCUGGGUUGCAGGCCCAGGUAGCUGUUGGGGUGUAUUCUAAUGGAAAACCUGCUCCGAUCUACGAUCUGGGCUGGUACCGGCCCUCUGGUCAGAUGUUCUCCACGGCUGCUGACAUGGCCAAACUCGCCAUGGUGCUCCUGGGAGCUUACCACCGUAAGCUGUUGGAGCCAGACUCGCUGAAGAUCAUGCUAACCCCACUCUUCAGGUGUGAUAAGGACUACUUUGCAAACCGCACCGGGACACCGUGGGAGGUGAAUGAACUAAUGGGGUACGAACUGGUGCGAAAAGAUGGAGAUCUGGAUGGGUACUCUGCCACGUUUUCUCUGAUCCCCAGACUAAAACUUGGCCUGGUGGUCCUCAUGGCCGGCACCAGGUCACAGAAAAAGGAUUUGGUCACCAAGGCGUACGGCUACAUCAUUCCAGCCCUGGAGAAAGCCUUCAGGGAGGCCAGGAAGGUUCUGUCUGGCCCUCCGAGCCCAGAUCCAUAUGUUGGCUUUUACACAUACAGCAACAUCACUUUCUAUGAAAUCAAAGUGGGAGCAGACGGAGUUUUGAUUAUGCAGCAGUUUGGCCCACAGAUCGAAGAGCUCAUCCCAGAAAAGUACAGGACCAUAAAGCUCAACUAUCUGGUGGAGCGAGUGUUCAGAGUUGUAUUCGAGAAGGAAUACCCGUGUGUUCUGCGAGUGGGAACUGCCUCCGUGUCUCUGGAAGCACAAGAUGGUCAAUUAUUCAACUUCUAUGUGUUUAAUAAGCAGGGUUUGUCUCCUGGCUUUGAUGCACCUGGACUGAACACAUACAACGUGGUCAGAAUAGCCCGCAGGCCAUCCUUCUCCAGCUGAACCGCCCAAAGACAAGCGGUGUGUGCCUGGAAUCCAUAAAGGGCUGUAAAGAAAAAAAUGUAAAUGCUGGAGGUGGAGUGUUCAGGCAGCCACAGGCGGGACGGUGAACUUCUCUGAGAACAGCAGCUCCACAAAGUUCAAGCAGACAGUUUCUGUGUACAUAGAUCUUCUCCUCACCAUCGUCCAGGAUGGUGAUCUGACUGAUUGUGCUCUUCCUGUUUUUGUCUGAACUGAGCUUACUCUGUGUGGAUCCAGUUGUUAAACCUUCUGCACACUGAACAGCUGUUGUUGUUGUGGUCAGAAUCUGUUAGAAACUCUCAGGAGCAGAUAAUGCUAAAUAAACUCUGUGUUAUUUGG
This is a messenger RNA of Oryzias melastigma (Indian medaka), 2578 nucleotides long. RefSeq names its product lactamase, beta-like 1b (gene lactbl1b). The record is from RefSeq and is a predicted model, not a curated record. The coding region runs from base 518 to 2221 and encodes 567 amino acids. The transcript has 7 exons. NCBI's taxonomy places the organism in Eukaryota, Metazoa, Chordata, Actinopteri, Beloniformes, Adrianichthyidae.